AUGACGACGUGCAGCGGCGACAGGACAUGGGCCUUGGCCUUGGACUCGACCUCAUCCGCUCGCCGGUCGCUUGCGGACAACGUGCACCACGCACCACCUGCCAUCAUCACUCGGCCGCAGAGAGCCCAUGACGACGCCCACGACCACCUCAGCACGCCGGCAGUUCUUCCUCUCCAUCCAUCCCAACUGUGCUGCGCCCUCCGUCUGUCACCGAGCGCAGCCCAAGUUCCAUGGGCUGCCGAGUCUGGUCUUGCCCCUCCACCUUCGGCCAUGGACUCGGAGCAUCUGAGCAGUAAUGGCAACCCCAAGCCACGAGUCAUACCCGCCGACCUCCCGACCUCGCUGGACGACCGAAGACAUGCCCCGACAGAAGACUACAUCCCCGAGACCGAGAUGUACGAUGGCUGGCAAGGUCAGUCACAGUUUCUGACAACGCCGGCACUGGCGAAACCGUUGAAUUUCGGAAACCUGUCGCUGAAUGACGACGGCGACUAUGAGCGACGUGUUUCCGACCCCGCCAAGGACAGCGACACGCGACUCAUGGAGAUGCUGCAAGCCCAAGCAGCAGCUCACCAGGCCGGCCACGGGCUCGAGGAUGAACAGACUAUUCUAAAUGAUGACAAGCUGUCCGAUUCUGCAAAAAAGGACAUGCUACAAAAGGCAAUAACCAUGGCAGCCAGCAAUGGCGACGUCGCCAAAGUCAAGAGACUGCUCGACGGAAAUGUCCACUCAAUGAUCGAUGUCAACGCCGCCGACGAGGAUGGCACACCUGCUUUGAUAUACGCGAGCUGUUUUGGUCACGAAAGUGUCGUCAAGGCCCUCAUCGACGCCGGCGCCGACGUCAACAGACAGGACCGGAAUCAGUGGAGCGCCCUCAUGUGGGCCAUGACGAACCGGCACAAGGGAAUUGCGAAAAUGCUCCUGGAUAAUGGUGCAUCGUCGGACCAGAAGACGUCAUCUGGCCGCACAGCCUUUGACUUUGUUCCCCCCGACAGCGACAUGUCUUUCUAUUUGCACGACAACGGCUACAACAUCGGGAACGCCGGAAUGGGAGACGACUUUUACAACCCGGGCUUCUCGCAGGACCGCUUUGAAGAGGAAAUGGCAGAAAAUGAAAUGCGCAGAAGGUUGAUGAUGGACAGUGCCAGAGACUUGGAGGUCGAUUUGGGCAACGUGGGAAUCGACGACCAGCCCGAGCCGGCCGACGAGUUUGAGGAGGAGCAGCAAGAGUUUGACUGGAGCCGCUGCUUGCAUGACCAAAUGUUUGUCUUUCAAGAACACGAGCUUGACCGGAUACUCGACAUCAUCAUCACCAAAAUGACUCCCCAGCGCUCGCCGUCGCAGAAGCCCGUGCCGGCCAACAUGAUAUUCCUCAGCGCAAGAUACGCGCAUUACCACGCCAGUCCGGAGCUGCUGGAGAAGCUGCUCGUUACCGCCAUGGACCUGAUCAAUGACGUGGUCGAGAGGUGUCAGUGGGACAUGACAAUACUGGCGUUCUGGAUCUCCAACGCGACCCUGUUAUUACAUUACCUGAAAAAGGACGCGGGCCUUGUGGAGGCGACGGCCGAAUUUCAAGCACACCUCGCCGAACUCAUCAAUGAAAUUUUCAUCCUCAUUGUCCGCGACGCCGAGAGACGCCUGGACAAGGUCUUGGAUGCCGCCAUGCUCGACCACGAAACGAUACCAGGUUUCGAGGACAUUACUUUCCAAAACGAAUGGAAACUUUUCAAGCGGAAACAGACAGUCAAGGAGGAGCCCCUGGAAAGGAGGUUCAGGCCGCCUUCACCCAAGCAGCGCGCAAAGCCGGCGCCGCGAAACGUCAACUCGCUCCUCUCCUCUACCCUCUUCGUGCUGGACCUGUACGACAUCCACUCGGUCAUCACCGCACAGAUCGUUUCGCAACUACUGUACUGGCUCGGCGCCGAGCUGUUCAACAGAAUAAUGUCCAACCGAAAGUACCUGGCGCGAACCAAGGCCAUGCAAAUUCGCAUGAAUGUGUCGAUUCUCGAAGACUGGGCGCGAACGAAUAACCGGCAGGCAGAGCAUUACGAAGGCGGCGACACGAGAGCCUCUGGGGAGACGGUCAUGGACGCGUCCCGGCGCUUUCUCGCUCCCGUCAUCCAGCUUCUUCAGUGGCUGCAGUGCUUCUCAUCCCUCGACGCAGACGACCUGGAGGCGCUCGUGGGCACACUCCAACAGUUGAAAAGGCUCACGCCACAGCAGCUCAUACAUGCAGCCACCCACUACCGGCCUGAAGUGGGCGAAAAGGGGCUCCCCAAGAGCGCAAUGAAGUAUCUCGUCGCGAUCCAAAAGGAAGCUGCACUCAAGCGAGACCGGCGGCGCAGCCGGGCGGCGUCACCGCUGCCCAAAACGGGACACGACGGCAGCAGCCCCACGACACCCGUCAAGGGCAGAUCAAAUGGCAGCAGUGUGCUCGACACCCCUGGGGCCGUGUUCAGUCCGGCCAAUUCUGAGGCCAACGGCGCGUCAGAUGACGAGGGCGACGCACCCGAGCACCUCCUCAUGGACCCCGCGCUGAUGCUGCCAUUCACACUGCCAUCCGUCACAGACAUGCUGGUCUCGUACGGCGCAGGCUUCGGAGGUGUCGACAGGGAACGGGAGCGGAAAUAUAUUCCCUCGGUUCCCGCCGAGUUUUUGGACAGGCUUGAAGUCAGCGGUGUAAGAAAGGAACCAAUGUUUGAGGACAAGGACUGGGAGAAUGAAGAGGUCUAG
Metarhizium album ARSEF 1941 is the source of this 2733-nucleotide messenger RNA. RefSeq names its product DIL and Ankyrin domain containing protein. The record is from RefSeq and is a predicted model, not a curated record. NCBI's taxonomy places the organism in Eukaryota, Fungi, Ascomycota, Sordariomycetes, Hypocreales, Clavicipitaceae. Gene Ontology annotation, molecular function: GTPase binding. The transcript is spliced from 4 exons. The coding region runs from base 1 to 2733 and encodes 910 amino acids.